Messenger RNA from Equus quagga, 2325 nucleotides. It is a transcript of the gene LONRF2, whose product is annotated as LON peptidase N-terminal domain and ring finger 2. NCBI's taxonomy places the organism in Eukaryota, Metazoa, Chordata, Mammalia, Perissodactyla, Equidae. Gene Ontology annotation, molecular function: protein binding. The record is from RefSeq and is a predicted model, not a curated record.
AUGAGCCCCGAGCCGGCGCCGCCGCCGCCCCAGUGUCCCGGCUGUGACCGCGGGGAGCCCUUCGCCUAGCGGCUGGAGAAGGGCGACGAGGCUUUCCGCGCGGGCGAGUACGAGGUGGCAGCCGACCUCUUCCGCUCCACGCUGGCCGGGCUGGCGCAGCCCGACCGCGGCCUGUGCUUGCGGCUGGGGGACGCGCUGGCCUGCGCGGGCCGGCUCCCCGAGGAGCUGGGGGAGCUGGCGGGCGGCCUGGCGCGCGCUCUGGGCCGGCGCGACGGGCGGCUGCCGGCCGAGGCGCCGAGCGGGGGGCCGUCGGUCAGGGCGCCCGCCGCCGCCCGGGAGCUGCUUGGCUGCCCGCGCUGCCAGCGGCUGCUGCACAGGCGGGUGACGCUGCCGUGCGGGCGCACGGUGUGCAGGCGCUGCGUGGAGUCGGGGCCCGCGCGGCCGACCGCGCGCCGUGUCAACGUGGUGCUGAGCGGCCUGCUGGAGAAGUGCUUCCCGGCCGAGUGCCGGCUCUGCAGGCUGGCCGGCCAGGCGCGGAGUCUGCAGCGCCAGCAGCAGCCCGAGGCCGCGCUACUCCGGUGCGACCAGGCCCUGGAGCUGGCUCCUGGUGAUAAUUCAUUCUUGCUGCUGCGAGCAGAGUUACACUUAACCAUGAAGAACCAUGAGCAGGCUCUGAGGGAUGCCAGUGCGGUUUGUCAGAAUGAGCCUCUCCUGACUAAGGGACAUCAUGUGAAAGCUCGGGCCCUGUCUGGGCUGGGAAGAAGUAAGGAGGUAUUGACAGAGUUUCUCUACUGCCUCGCUUUGAAUCCCGAGUGUAGCGCAGUGAAGAAAGCAGCACAGGAGGUAAUGUGUGAGGCGUUUUUUCCAGCUUCAGAAAACGUGUGUCCAAAUAUAACGUCUUCCGUCCAAGGUGGCAUCUUGAACCCCAGACUAAAGGCUCACUGUCGCAGCCGUGUCAACACCCAGCCUCCCCAGGAAGAAGCUGAUAAUGCAGGGCGCUCUAAGAAUGCAUCUCAGAAAUCUGAUGUGUUAAAAAAUGCCAAUUCUUCAGUUUUAUGUUUUGUGCUGGGUCUACACUUUGAAGAGGAUAAAGAAGUGUUAGAAAGUCUCCUUGCAGUAGUGCCCAGCGCUGGUUUAAAGAGAGAGUUUCCGAGUGAUUUGGAGGAUGCACGUGACCUGAAGGCCCCUGGAAAAAUUCCCAAGAAAGAUUCCUCACCUCAAAGAAACAUGAACUCUAACAUAGGAGAAAGUCCAGAGCUUUCGAUAGAUGUAACCAACUUUGAGUGUGCCCUUUGCAUGAGGUUGCUCUUUGAGCCUGUCACUACACCGUGUGGACACACCUUUUGCCUAAAAUGCCUUGAGCGCUGCCUCGACCAUGCACCACAUUGUCCACUGUGCAAAGAAAAACUUUCGGAAUUGUUGGCAAGCAGAAAUUUUAAUAUAACUGUUCUGGCUGAAGAAUUAACAUUUCGGUAUUUGUCGGAUGAACUGUCUGAUAGGAAGAGAAUUUAUGAUGAAGAAAUGACAGAACUUUCAAAUCUGACCAGAGACGUCCCCAUCUUUGUGUGUGCCAUGGCCUUCCCCACUGUCCCGUGUCCUCUCCACGUCUUCGAGCCCCGCUAUCGGCUUAUGAUAAGAAGAUGCAUGGAAACUGGCACCAAAUGGUUUAGCAUGUAUUUAUCUUCUGAGCAUGCAGGGAUUUCAGAGUAUGGCUGCAUGCUGGAGAUUAAGGACCUGAGAACCUUCCCUGAUGAGAGUUCGGUUGUGGAUGCAGUUGGUAUUAGUCGGUUCAGAGUUUUAAGCCACCAGCACAGAGAUGGGUAUAACACGGCAGACAUUGAAUAUCUCGAAGAUGAAAAGGUGGAAGGUGCAGAGUAUGAAGAACUAGCCAGUCUUCAGGAUUCAGUUGAUCAACAGUCUGUUUCCUGGUUUACUUCACUUCAGGAUCACGUGAAAGAACAAAUUUUAAGUCAUUUUGGGUUAAUGCGCCAGGAACCUGAGCCUCAGAGUAAUCCUAGUGGUCCUGCUUGGUCCUGGUGGAUCCUGGCAGUGUUGCCGUUGGAACUCAAGGCUCAGCUGGCUAUACUUGGCGUGACCUCGCUUAAAGAGCGUCUGCUUGCCGUUCGGAGAAUAUUAGUCAUCAUCACACGUAAGAUAAAUAGUCGGCAAGAGCUGAGUAAUAGCAGGGAGAGAAAUAAUUGAUUUUCUCUCUCUGUCAAGGUUUCCAGAACCCCUUGUACUUUCAUGAGGAUGCGAGGCAUGGACGAGCAGCAUCCCAUUCAUUGCGCUUUGUGAAAUGCUUGUUGAUAGAGUUACAAAAUGGAA